UAUUAAUCAUGGGCAAAAAGAACACUCCAAACACUUCAUCCUCCCGUGCGCACAGACAAAAGCGUGGUGGACGCGCACAACGGCACGGUAGCGCACGAGCCUCCAAGCAAUCCCAAACACUGUCUAGCUUCCCCGAGGACGCCGCCAAGCCAUCAAGCAUUAUCGAAGAUGAAAGCUCAGAUCGUUCCUCAGGCGAAGAUGAUGAAUGCGAGUGAUUUAUCGAGGUAGUCGAACCGCCACUCACGAGCGCACAGUUGUGCGACCGCACAUUGAUGUACCCGUGGCGAUGUGGGACUUUGACCAUUGCGAUCCACGCCGAUGCUCUGGGAAGAAACUCGCCCGCCUCGGCCUCAUAACGGAACUGAGGGUGGGAUCCAGAUUUCGGGGCAUAGUCGUAUCCCCAAAAGCGACCCUCAUCGUGAGUCCAGCCGAUAGAGAGAUCGUUGGACGAGACGGUGUCGCCGUCGUCGAAUGUUCUUGGGCCCGUAUAGACGACGUCCCAUUCUCGAAAAUUGCCAGCCCGCACGAACGGAUUCUCCCCUACCUGCUUGCCACCAACCCCACCAAUUACGGCAAGCCUUGGCGGUUGAACUGUGUCGAGGCGCUUGCAGCGACCUUCUACAUUACAGGGUUCGAUCAGCAUGCAGAGACUCUCCUCAGUUCGUUUGGGUGGGGUGAUGCUUUCUGGGAAGUCAACAGUCCAUACCUCAAACGAUACCAAACAUGCGCAUCGGCAGAGCAGGUUGCCUUGAUGCAGGAGACCAUUAUUGCAGAGCUCCAGGAGAGCUACGAGGAAUCACGCAGAGAGAAAGAUGCAGCUGGGAGCACUGAGGAUCUUCUCGUGCGGAAUCCUAAUCAUGCCAUGCCCAGUGAUGAUGAUGGGUCAAGGUCUGCGUCAGAGGACGACGUAGAAUGAUGUCAGUGAAGGUCAAACAUUUAAUUUAAAUUACCCUACUAUGAUGUCCUUUGGUCUGUUGUCCUCUAGUAUCCAUCGAGCAAUCCCAGGGAUGCAACCUACUCUUAAACAUUCUCUUCAAGCUUCGAAGCACCUGAUACUUCCGUAUUGGACGUUGUAGAUGGGAAAUACAGACCUACUCACGCGGUACAAACAAAACCCCAUCUACGUGCAUAUUUGGACUAUAAAUCAUGACUCCCAUUGCACAGGUUCUUUUGAUGUAUGUAGACUACUUGGAGACUGGAGAAAAAAUCAUAUGGGAGUGGCAAUCCUC
This is a messenger RNA of Suillus clintonianus, 1229 nucleotides long. RefSeq lists its product as uncharacterized. The record is from RefSeq and is a predicted model, not a curated record. NCBI's taxonomy places the organism in Eukaryota, Fungi, Basidiomycota, Agaricomycetes, Boletales, Suillaceae. The transcript has 6 exons. Gene Ontology annotation, molecular function: rRNA small subunit aminocarboxypropyltransferase activity. The coding region runs from base 206 to 916 and encodes 236 amino acids. Gene Ontology annotation, biological process: maturation of SSU-rRNA.